AUGUCCCCAACUCCAACCAAGCUACAGCAAGUCAAGGCUUUCGACGGCCGUGACGCCGUCCUCAGAGCCCUCCGUGAGGACGGGGCUGUCAUCAUCAAGGGCCUAUUCACCAAUGACCAAGUUCGUCGUCUAAAUGAAGAUGUGCAGCCCGCUAUCGACAAGCUCGGGGUGGGCUCUAAGCGCUCAGACGAAUGGCUCCAGGACUUUCACGGUGACAACACCAAGCGAUUAAACAACGUGGUCACGCUGAGCAAGACUUUUCGUCACGAGAUGCUGGAGAACGACUUGAUCCACCAACUGUGCGAGGCCAUCUAUCUGAAAGACGCCGGUGGAUACUGGAUGAACUCAGCCCAAGUCAUCGACAUCGGCCCGGCCAGCAAGGCCCAGCCCUUACACCGCGACCAAUGGCAGUUCCCCAUCUUCACGCACUGCGGGCCCGACGCGCCCGAGGCGAGCAUCAACUUCGUCGUAGCGCUGACCGAGUUCCGCGACGAGAACGGCGCCACCCGCGUGAUCCCCGGCAGCCACCGGUGGAGUGAUCUGCGAGACAACGGAACCCCCGAAGACACCAUCCCCGCCGAGAUGGAGGCCGGCGACGCCUGCUUCAUCACCGGGAAGGUGGUGCACGGCGGUGGUGCCAACCGCACCACCGACGUCACGAGGAGGGGCAUCACCCUCGUUUUUCAGUGCUCAUACCUCACGCCAGAAGAGGCAUACCCGUUUCUGGUCGACAGCGAGCUGGCCAGAACACUCACCCCCCGCGCUCAGCGCAUGAUUGGUUUCCGAUCCCAGUUCCUCAAGGACAGCCCGGGAGUGUGGAAGCGUGAUUACAGCCAAGUGGAUGAAGUUUAUUGUUAG
Messenger RNA from Endocarpon pusillum Z07020, 858 nucleotides. RefSeq lists its product as uncharacterized. NCBI's taxonomy places the organism in Eukaryota, Fungi, Ascomycota, Eurotiomycetes, Verrucariales, Verrucariaceae. The record is from RefSeq and is a predicted model, not a curated record. The coding region runs from base 1 to 858 and encodes 285 amino acids. The transcript has a single exon.